Messenger RNA from Trichoderma atroviride IMI 206040, 2848 nucleotides. RefSeq lists its product as uncharacterized. The record is from RefSeq and is a predicted model, not a curated record. Lineage: Eukaryota; Fungi; Ascomycota; Sordariomycetes; Hypocreales; Hypocreaceae.
AUGGACAGUCCAGGCAACAAUGCCGGCAGCGGCGGCGACGGCGCCAACAAGACCCCCGAUUACAAACACAUGAGCCGGUCGGAAUACAUGCAAAAGGCCCGAGCCGCCAUCGAAGAGCGCCGCCAGCUGGCCAUGACGAACCGCAAGCAAUUCGAGCCCCAGAUCCACGAGCAGAUCCAGCGCCUGUUCCAAACCUACGAGGCGCCCUUUUACGCGCAGCUCCGCGGCUUCGGCAAAGCCCAGACCCUCGCUCUGGCCGAAUCCACCGUCCUGUCCCUGGCCGCCGUCAACAACCGCGCCUUUGAGGACCAAGAGACGCAGGCCCUCACGGAGCACUUUCUGUCGAGCGUGCACAACCUGCUCGCGUGGAAAUGGGCAAUGACCGGCUUCGCGGGCUACAUGGCCUACCGCGGCCGCAAGACGUGGCGCUUCCCCUUCUUCAACCCGGAAUUCAAGCGCUUCAGCCCCAUCGGCGGCAGCCCGGGCCUCAAGUUCAUGUGGCAUAGCGCCCGCUUCGCCGCAUAUUACGGAACCCUCUGGGUUCUUGGCGAGCCGGUCUUUCAAGGCGCAAACUUCAUGCGACAGCGUCGAGAGAUGGAGGCGGAUCCUAGGCUGCGAGCGCUCUUACAUGAUGGAGGGGCCCAGGGCGCUACGCUGCUAGGAGGCAAUCCGGAAGCUCGCGAGCAGAUUCGCGACGAAUGGGAGUCGGCAGCGCAGUAUGAGAAUACGAAUCAACAAUAUAGAGAUGCCGAAUCUGAACAAAAGGCUCCAGCUGCACCAACGCAAUCCGCCUGGACGUCAUAUCGCAGCCCCGCGACACCGUCCGCACAGCCCCAACCGCAACAACAGCAAUCUGAUGCGUGGGAUUCUUCAUUUACAGACGACUUUGAUGACGCCUCGCCCGUCGCACCCGCAGCAAGAAAUCGCUCAGAUGCCUCAAACAAUUCCAGCGGCUCGGCGUGGGACCGCAUCCGACAACAAGCUCAAUACCAGCCUUCUCAGCAAAAUCGCAAGACGUGGGAGAAGCCUCAGUCAGGAGGCGGAUGGGGAUCAGAGGCUGAAUCAGGUGCGCAGUACCAAGGAUCAGCCCCGCGAGAGAGCUAUUCAUUCUCGAGCGCCGACGAGGAGAAGAACUUGGCCAAAGGGCAAGCUCAGCAAGAGUUUGACCGGUUACUAGAGAGAGAGCGCGAGGGCCAGGGUCAGGAGAGGAGCUCGUGGAGCAGAAAAUAGCUGAGACAUUUACAAACUAGCUAGUCUUGCUUAUGUAUUAUAUGUAUUCAUGUGCAUGUGUCAUUUAUAGAGUACACAUCUCACUCAAAUUUGCAAAUUUUCUUGUUUUUCUUAAGACAGAAAAGAAGAUCUUAUUCAUUAUGUUAAAAGAGUGAAAUAAAGCCCCGUAUGAGUGUCAUGACUUUGAAGUUUCGAGACCCUGAUGUAGCUAGAAUGCACAGAAACCAAGAAGCCAGUCUCAUCGGUAGAUCCGUGCACAAGACAAAAAUAGGCCCCGGCACAUCCAACACUCCUACUCUAAGCCUUCACCUCGUCUGUAACUUUAACAGGUUCUAUCUCCUGUGUAUCAUCGUUCUGUUGUUCCACUUUGGCCUCCAAGAUGCUUUCGCCAGCCAUGUUUGCCGCGAGUGUUUCUUCCUUUACUGGCUCUUCCGGUUUCUUGACUUCUUCUAACUUCUCGGGCUCGCUUGGCUCCUUGAUUUCUUCUGGCUCCUUAAUUUCUUCAGGCUCCUUGGUUAUUUCGGGCUCUUUGGCGCUCUCAAGGACCUUUGGUUCUUCAGAUUCAGCCAAAGGUUUGGGCUCUGACACAGUCUCGGACUGUGCAGGCUCGGUUGAAGCAGCGGGCUCAACAGGUUCCUUGGGGGCUUCAGGUUCUACCACCUUUGCGACAGGCUCCGUCUCUUUCUCCUCUUCUGCUUUAGGCUUUUCUACCUCGGCAGGCUUCUCAUUCUCUAUCGGAGGCAGUUUCUCUGCUUCUAGUCCGGUUUCAGAAACGUCCUUUGCAGGGACCUCGAGUGAGUCAGAAGCAACAUGGACGUCGCCAUGAUCAGGGUCAAUGUUCCAAAUUGUCUGCGGCUGUGAGAAGGAUAGCGUGAUAGGAGCGGGCUCCUUCGUUGAUGUAGCAGCAGGAGCUGGGGCCGAGCUCUUAGUCGGUGCGCGACGCUGUGGUCCUCUAGCCCGACUUUUUCUAGCAUCAGACAGUAGGACUUUAUCCUUAUCCUCUACAGCUUCAUUCUUUUCAGUCUCCUCCUUCUUCGAAGGCUGCGGUCCAAGCUGCAGACGCUUAUUCAAAUCGCUCAUGAAGCCAGCCUGCAGAGCGGCAAUCUUACCCCCAGCAGGGCGAGAGGGAACUGGGGGCUUCGGUUUGGAAAGCUCUCCAUCCUUUGAGUCGGCCGAAACUUUUUUAACAGGUCGAGUAGGUAUCACCGGCUUGGGCGCAUCUUCCCCGCUGAGCUGUCUAGUUGACUUUGGGCGAUCAGGAACGGCAGGCUUAUGUGAAAGCAGUUCGGAUAGCUUCUUGGAAGGUCGGGCGGGUACUUCAGGCUUGUUCUCGCUCUUUGGCUUUUCCUCCACCUCUGCCUCAUGAAGAAGACUCUCUGGAGUAUCUUCCCACACAUCUUUACUGGGGAAUCGAUGACCUGUACUUGACUUGCCACCUUUCAGAUGGGGUUGGUGAUCGACCCAAGUAGGCUUUGGCUGCUCCAAGAUGGGUAGGAAGUUGUGUUUCUUGCCGUUUGCUUCCUUUUCGGCGAGCUCUUCUUGUUGCAUGGCAAACAUUUGAGCCGGGGUCAUGGGGCGAUUCUCAGGAUGCGUUGACGACUUCCUUCGUUGAGCGUCU